AUGCGACAGAACUGUCAAGCUGAUUGUAUGUGCCUUGCUAUAAAUAAAUUUUAUAAUACUUUUACUCCUAUAACUCCAGUUUUCGCUUUACAAAUAAAAUGCAAUUUAAAUGGAAUUGAUAAACUUCAUGUUGAUGAUAAUGGAUCGUUUCGAUGGUAUCUUAAGUUAAAAUGUUCAAGCUGUGGAGAAGAGGAGAACAAAUGGAAAUAUGUCGUUUUCGAAGAAACCCAAGAAACAACUAAAGGAAGAAGUGAAUGCCAUUUAGUUGAAAAAUGUUCAUUAUGUGGAAGGCAAAAUACCUUAGAAAUUAUAAGUAAUUCCUUUAAGGAAUACACCUCAGAGAAAAAUGAAGAAUAUCAGACAAUUGUCGAGUUUGACUGUCGUGGAAUUGAACCAACGGCAUUUGAUUUCAGAAAUCACUGGGUCGCAGUAGCUGCUGACAGUGGAAUAGUGUUUGAAGAUGUUGAUUUAUCAGAAAGCUUAUGGACAGAAUACGAUGAGAAAAUGGAAAGAUGUGUAGAGAUAUCAGAGAUAGAAUCAAAAUUUUCUGUCAUUAAAAAAUGA
Molecule: messenger RNA, 564 nt
Organism: Strongyloides ratti
Lineage: Eukaryota; Metazoa; Nematoda; Chromadorea; Rhabditida; Strongyloididae
Product: UPF0587 protein C1orf123
Exons: 4
Coding region: 1-564 (187 amino acids)
Molecular function (GO): zinc ion binding
Source: RefSeq, a predicted model, not a curated record